This is a messenger RNA of Dentiscutata heterogama, 1064 nucleotides long. NCBI's taxonomy places the organism in Eukaryota, Fungi, Glomeromycota, Glomeromycetes, Diversisporales, Gigasporaceae. The record is from the annotation of a GenBank genome assembly.
GAGGUGAUGACAAUAAUGAAGAAAGUAAUAAAGGUGAUGACAAAGCUAAUAUAAAAGGUGAUAAUGAAAGCAGUAAAAAGGGUAAUGAUGAAGCUGACAAAGAAGAAAACAAAGAAGAUAAUGAUAAAGCUGACAAUAAAGAUGACAAGGAAGAUGAUGAAAGUCGUAAUAAAGGUAAUAAAGAAGGCAACAAGAAAGACAAUGAUGAAGAUGGUAAUAAAGGCAAUAAAGACAAAGAAGAAAGUGACAAAAAAGAUGACAAAGGUGACAAAGGUGACGAAAACAUUGUGACAAAAACUUCUAAAAGGGUUAAUCAGCUUGCAAUACCUACUUUCCUUCAAGAAAUAUCCCUGGAUAUUAUAAAUUACUAUGUCAUUUUAGCAUCUAUUACAAAGGAUAUUCAUUUUGACAAAAUUGAAAUUAAUCCAACAAAAGAAAUUGCAAUACUUAAAAACAAUCAAGUCAAAAUUGUAUUGGAGCCAAUCAACCCUCUCGAAAUUAGGAAGACAAUUAAUGGCAGAUUAGCUUUGGAAUAUAAAAAUCUUAUAUUAUCAAAUUCAGAUGAUAAUUUAAGUUUGCAAGACCAAAUAAUGCUUUUAAAAUGUUUGCCAGAAGUAUUACAAGAUCUUAGAGUCAAUAAUUUAUCAAAAAAUGAAUCAUCAGAUAAAAAAAUAAUUAUUUUUACAACAUUAAUAAGCACUUGCUAUCAGUCUAUUUUUGAUUGUAAUAUUACAACUUAUAAUAUUGAAGUUUCUCACAGAAUAUUACUUCGAUUCUUAACCAAGUGUGCAACUCAAGUAAGGGCUUUAGUUACUGGGAAAGAAUCACUAUAUAACAUGUUUAAUAUUAAUCAAUCAAACAAUUCUUUUAAUAUUAAAUAUAUUAUUGAUGGUGAUUCUUUCAUUGUAAGAAAAAGAAAAAAAAAUCAAGAUUUAGAAAGUUUUUCAGAUUUAAAUAUUAAUAUUCCUGGCUUUGUAGAAAAUAUUUUAUCAAGAAAGCUUACAACUUUUAUUACUGCAGGGCCUCGCUUGCAUCAAUUACUUAAAGCACUUAAUAAUAAUUAG